Messenger RNA from Xylaria bambusicola, 2164 nucleotides. RefSeq names its product Pkinase-domain-containing protein. The transcript is spliced from 5 exons. The record is from RefSeq and is a predicted model, not a curated record. Gene Ontology annotation, biological process: protein phosphorylation. Bases 208 to 2142 code for a protein of 644 amino acids. Gene Ontology annotation, molecular function: ATP binding; protein serine/threonine kinase activity. NCBI's taxonomy places the organism in Eukaryota, Fungi, Ascomycota, Sordariomycetes, Xylariales, Xylariaceae.
UACCUACCUACGGUAGAACGACUGUCACGUUCAGCCGAUAAUCAAACCAUACCGCAGCCUUCCCGCCGCGGCGAAGCCGGUGCCCCUCCCUCCAGCUUCCUCCGACAAUACACCUACAACAGUGUUCUUUUCCCACCUUCUUACGCAAGUUUUGUUAUUGCCUUCUUUUGCGUCAACUGCAUUCCCACGCCAUACAGGCUCGACAAGAUGUCGUGGAAACUCACCAAGAAAUUGAAAGAGACCCAUCUGGGCCCUCUUACAAGCACCUUCUCUCGCAAUCCUUCAACAUCCACCAUCACAGAUAAAGACGAAAAGGGACUUCUUCCCACCUCGGCUACCCCUACCCCCAGCGACAAUGCCAUCGCUGCCUCUGAAUCGAUGGUGCAGGAGCCUGUAGUCAAACCUCCACAGCCUGGCAUUCUUGUAAUUACUCUGCACGAAGGCCAAGGGUUUGCUCUGCCCGAUCAGCAUCGGAAUGCUCUUUCCUCACAACAUCAAUCAGGUUCCAUGUCGACUGGUAACGCCCUCAAUUCCGCGGGAUCCGUACGACCCGGCUCGUCCCAGAGAACCGCUGCUGGGUCCUUUAUGAAUAGCUCCAGUAGGCCCCAGACAUCGGCGGGCGGCUUCUCGGGUAUCCCUUCCAACCACGGUCGAAUUUCGAGCAAAUACUUACCCUACGCUCUAAUCGAUUUCGAUAAGGUCCAGGUGUUUGUAAGUGCCGUGUCAGGUACCCCCGAAAACCCUUUGUGGGCCGGCGACAACAUCCAAUACAAGUUCGACGUGUCCCGUGUAACAGAACUCGCUGUACAUCUCUACCUUCGCAACCCCAAUGCACCUGCUGGGUCAGGCAGGAGUCAAGAUAUAUUUAUGGGCGUUGUACGUAUAAAUCCUCGGUUUGAGGAGAAACGUAUCUUCGUCGAAGAUCCCAAGGCCAGCAAGAAGGAUCGCGAGAAGGCGGCUGCCGAAUUUUCAAGUCGUGAGCGGGAACGCGGACAUAGUGGCCUAGAAUGGGUAGAUGUACAGUAUGGCUCUGGCAAGCUCAAGAUUGGAGUUGAGUACAUCGAAAACCGGAAGGGAAAACUAACCAUGGACGACUUUGAGUUGCUGAAAGUAGUCGGCAAAGGUAGUUUUGGUAAGGUUAUGCAAGUGCAAAAGAAGGAUACAAACCGAAUCUAUGCCCUGAAGACAAUUCGUAAGGCCCACAUCAUUUCUCGGUCCGAGGUUGCUCAUACACUUGCCGAGCGGUCGGUACUUGCACAGAUCAAUAACCCCUUCAUCGUUCCUCUUAAAUUUACCUUCCAGUCCCCAGAAAAGCUAUAUUUCGUCUUGGCCUUCGUCAAUGGUGGCGAGCUCUUUCAUCACUUGCAAAAGGAGCAAAGAUUUGACGUGAACCGAGCACGCUUCUAUACGGCCGAGCUUCUCUGUGCCCUUGAAUGUCUGCACGGAUUCAACGUCAUCUAUCGCGACCUCAAGCCCGAAAAUAUUCUUCUGGACUACCAAGGUCACAUUGCGCUGUGUGACUUUGGCCUUUGCAAGCUCGAUAUGAAGGACGAGGAUCGGACCAACACGUUCUGUGGCACACCUGAAUACCUUGCUCCGGAGCUACUCAUGGGUCAGGGAUAUAACAAGACGGUAGAUUGGUGGACGUUAGGCGUUCUUCUUUACGAGAUGUUGACGGGGUUACCUCCCUUUUACGAUGAGAAUACAAAUGAGAUGUAUCGAAAGAUACUCUCCGAGCCUCUACACUUCCCCGGGCCAGAGAUAGUACCACCCGCUGCCAAGGAUCUACUUACCAAACUCCUCAACCGGAAGCCUGAGGAGCGACUAGGAGCUGGAGGCAGCGCCGAGAUCAAAGCGCAUCCUUUCUUCCAUGCCAUAGAUUGGCGGAAAUUGUUGCAGCGUAAAUAUGAGCCGACGUUCAAGCCCAGAGUGGUGGACGCAACGGAUACAGACAAUUUUGACCCGGACUUCACGAAUGAAGUGCCUCAGGAUUCAUAUGUAGAAGGUCCCAUGCUGUCCCAGACGAUGCAGGAUCAGUUUGCGGGCUUCAGCUACAACCGACCGAUUCCAGGGCUAGGAGAUGGGGGCGGGAGUAUUAAAGAUCCCACAGUCAUUGGCAGUGUCCAGGAUAGACGUAGAUGAGCUUGCAGCACUAUUGGGUUUG